This is a messenger RNA of Geodia barretti, 1143 nucleotides long. The record is from the annotation of a GenBank genome assembly. Lineage: Eukaryota; Metazoa; Porifera; Demospongiae; Tetractinellida; Geodiidae.
AUGUCUGGCACCUCAGUAGAUGGUAUCGAUGCAGCCGUUGUUGAAAUUACGGGGCACGGUCUGGAAACGACAGUGAACUUGAUCGCUUUUGAGACUUUUCCCUUUCCACCGGAUGUGCCACAACGCAUCCUCGCUCUCUGCCAUCCGGAUACGAGCCGCGUUGACGAGAUUUGUGAGAUGAAUUUUUACAUCGGAUACCUCUUUGCGGAGGCUGUCAAACAUAUCCUACAAAAAAACGGAAUUCCUACCAGCGACAUUGACCUCAUCGGCUCACACGGUCAGACGAUUCACCACUACCCCCGUCUCAACGAACCGCAAGGUAAAAUUAAAAUUCCAUCGACACUGCAGAUCGGUGAACCUGCGGUCAUUGCACACGAAACCGGCAUCCCCACUAUCGCUGACUUUCGGGUGGCAGAUAUGGCGGCAGGCGGGCAAGGGGCACCGUUAGUAGCAUAUCCAGACUAUCUGCUGUUCCAUGACAGUGUUAAAACAAUGGGACUUCUGAACAUCGGAGGGAUCGCGAACAUUACAGUGCUUCCUGCAAACGGAUCGUUCGAUUCGGUUUCCGCAGCAGACACAGGACCGGGAAAUAUGUGUAUUGAUGCAGUCGUGAGCGAGAUAACUGAUGGAAGAGAGCGGUAUGACCAAGCAGGGCAGCGCGCCGCGCAGGGUACGCCUCACCAACCUCUCAUUGACGAAUGGUUAAAUCACCCUUUUUUUCAACUGACACCACCGAAGACGACUGGACGCGAGAUGUUCGGACACACCUUGGCAAUGGAAUGUCUGGCAGCAUGCCGUAAACACAGUCUCUCGGAUAACGACUCUAUUGCAACGUUGACCGAAUUGACAGUCCAGACGAUUGCCCUUUACAUCUCACAGUUUGUGCCUGAGAAGAACCCAAUAGACACACUCUAUGUGAGCGGCGGCGGGGUACACAAUCAAACAGUAAUGCAACGGCUCAACGAAGCAUUAGUAGGUACAGCAGUUGAACCUGUGGACAACUCAGGUAUCUCGGCGGAUGCAAAAGAGGCGAUCGCAUUCGCAAUCCUUGCGAAUGAAUCACUUCAUGGACAAGCCGGGAACCUGCCUUCCGCCACAGGCGCGUCUAUGCGAAAAAUUUUGGGCAAGUUCGUGUGUCCAUAA